AUGGCUGAAGUAACACCUCAGCUGUUGGAGACCAUCGACUGUUCCGUCUGUCUGGACGUCCUGAAGGACCCGGUGACGAUUCCCUGUGGACACAGCUACUGCAUGAGCUGCAUUAAAUCCAACUGGCAAUGCUGCCCUCAGUGUAGUCAGAUCUUUCACCCGCCGCCUGACCUGGUGAAGAACACCACGUUAGCAAAUCUAGUGGAGCAACUGAAUGCAGUCCAACCUGCUCCUGCUGAUCCCUGCUAUGCUGGACCUGAAGAUGUGGAUGAACAUAAAGACCACGACACGGUCUCAGCUGCAGCAGAAAGGUCUGAGAGGCAGAGAAAGCUGGAGGUGAGUCGACUCAACAUCCAGCAGAGAAUCCAGGACAGAGAGGAAGGUGUGAAGCUGCUUCAACAGGAGAGGGGGGAAAACUAUAAAGCAUUGAAGGACAGUGAGAAGAUCUUCACCCAGCUGACCUAUUUCAUAGAGGCAACAACCUUUAAUGCAAAGAUGCAAGUCAGAUCGCAGCUGGGAGCUGAAAUGAGUCGAGUCAAAGAUCUUCAGGAGAAGCUGCAGCGGGAGAUCUCUGAGCUGAAGAGGAGCGACGCUGAGCUGCAGGAGCUCUCACACAUAGAAGAUCUUAACCAGUUCCUCCAGAACUGCCCCUCAGGGCCCCCCCUCAGUGAGUCUACUGACUCAUUCAGCAUCAACAUCGGUCCUCUGAACUGGUUUGAGGACGUGACAUGGGCUGUGUCAGAAAUCAGAGACAAACUAGAGGACGCCAUGAGAGAGAAAUGGACAAAAUUCAUGACUGUGGCUGAAGUGAAGGUUUUACUCUCACAAUCAGAGCCAAACACCAGAGCUGGCUUCUUGAAACAUUCACUUAAAAUCCCACUGGAUCCAAACACGGCACACACAGAGCUGUCAUUAUCUGAUGGGAACAAAAAAGCAGCAUUAGGGAAACCAAAACAGCCUUAUCGUUGUCACCCAGAUAGAUUCUGUGAAUGUGAGCAGGUCCUUUGCAGAAAGAGUCUGACUGGUCGUUGUUACUGGGAGGUGGAGAGGAGAGGAGGAUGAGUCAUAGUCAUAGCAGUCCCAUGCAAGAACAUCAGCAGAAAAGGGUAAUGGAGCGGAUCUGGGUUUGGAUACAGUAACAACUAUUGGGCCUUCACAUGCCACAUCA
Messenger RNA from Pungitius pungitius (ninespine stickleback), 1168 nucleotides. RefSeq names its product E3 ubiquitin-protein ligase TRIM62-like. The record is from RefSeq and is a predicted model, not a curated record. NCBI's taxonomy places the organism in Eukaryota, Metazoa, Chordata, Actinopteri, Perciformes, Gasterosteidae. The transcript has 3 exons. The coding region runs from base 1 to 1062 and encodes 353 amino acids.